AUGGGCGAUACGCACAUCAGCGGUCGUGACGGCGGUCGUGACGGCGGUCGCGACAGUGGACACGGCGGUAGACGCAGUGGCAAACAUGAUGGCGGACGCAACGGCGGACGCAACGGCAAGCGUAAAGGCAGACGCAACGGUGCGUCCAGAGAGCAGCAGAACGAAGGCGGCGAAGCCAACGGCCCGCCCAACGAGCCCGACGUCGAAGAAGAAAUAACUCUUCCUGGCGAUCCCACCAUUCCCUUCUUGGCCAACCAGCAGAUGCGUAAUGGAGAAAGAUACAGCACGUUCGAGGGAGGCCUAGGGAAUGGGUACUCCUAUGCCGGCCAAAAUGAGUUCAUUCUAGGCAAUGGAGGCCGAGAGAAUGCGCGCUCGUAUAAUGAACCCAUGGCAGGAGCUCAGCAACAGGGCAAUAACGGCCUCGCUCCGGGUGGCCAGCUCGCUGGACUCGACGACCUCGAUCGUUAUAGCCCACUAGGCACGUGGGCGGGCGAUGUUUCGAGGGGAUAUAAUGCCUGGACCGACCGUUUUUUAGACAGCGGCCCGAACGGCGGGCCGCCGGCUCGGAACGCUUAG
Messenger RNA from Pseudogymnoascus verrucosus, 576 nucleotides. RefSeq lists its product as uncharacterized. The coding region runs from base 1 to 576 and encodes 191 amino acids. The record is from RefSeq and is a predicted model, not a curated record. The transcript has 5 exons. Lineage: Eukaryota; Fungi; Ascomycota; Leotiomycetes; Thelebolales; Thelebolaceae.